GGGCUGGAUGUGUUUUUCCUCCUGACAAGUAUAAAUGGCCUCAGUGUUUACACUUAGAUAUUAGAGCUCUUGUGUUGCUGUCAUCGCCUCAAAGUCAAAAUGUCUCCGCCGUGCAACAGCACAAUGUGUUUCUCAUAACUCGAGUGUUGGUAAAGACACUGGUCAAACUUUUCAGGCGACAUUUGAUUUUUUUUCUCUCCAGACAUUUUGUUGUUGUUUUUUUCCUCCCUCCUUCACUUGUAACUGAAGAAGACGCGUCACGAGGAAACUUCUGCACAAGGUCAUCUUAAAGUUGAGAGAAGGUCUACGUUGAAGGUGGCAGCCAUGGUGUUGAUUCUGGGCAGAAGAAUGAUCAGGGAGGAGCCAGGGAUCAGAGAUUCACCAGCUGUCAAACGCAAGGUUUUUGAGGUUGAUUCCAAGACUCUUGUCAGCCAGGAUGUCUUGGACUUCUGCUCUGGCGCAUCCCACUCCGAGGGCAUCCUGCAGGUGUUCAAUGAGUUUCGCGACUGCCGCCUGUUCACUGAUGUGGUCAUCAGCGUGCAGGGCCGCGAGUUCCACUGCCAUCGCGCUGUGCUCUCCGCAUGCUCCUCCUACUUCAGAGCUAUGUUCUGCAAUGAUCACCGCGAGAGCCGCGAGAUGCUGGUGGAGAUCAAUGGCAUCCUGGCCGAGGCGAUGGACUCCUUCCUCACCUAUGUUUAUACUGGCCGUGCAAAGAUCACCACUGAGAAUGUCCAGUUCCUCUUCGAGACCUCCAGCCUCUUCCAGAUCACCACACUGCGCGAUGCCUGUGCAAAGUUCCUGGAAGACCAGUUGGACCCGUGCAACUGCCUGGGCAUCCAGCAAUUCGCAGAUGCUCAUGCCCUGAAGCAGUUGGCCAGCCGUUGCCGCAGUUACGCCCUGGCCAACUUCUCAGAAGUAGCUCAGCACGAGGAAUUCCUCGACCUGCGCAAAGAGGAGCUGGAAGAGUACAUUGCCAGCGAUGAGCUGUCCAUUGGUAAGGAGGAGGUCGUGUUCGAGGCCGUGAUGCGAUGGGUGUACCACAGCGUGGAGAACAGGAAGCCCAUGCUGAAGGCCCUGCUGCACCAUGUGCGCCUGCCGCUUAUGCACCCCAACUAUUUUGUCCAGACGGUAGAGGGAGAUCAGCUUAUCCAGAAUGCUCCAGAAUGCUACCAGCUCCUCCAUGAGGCCAGGCGCUACCAUGUGCUAGGAAAUGAGAUGAUGUCACCCAGAACUUGUCCACGCAGGUCGACCGGCUUCUCUGAGGUGAUCGUGGUGGUGGGCGGCUGCGAGAGGGUGGGGGGCUUCAACCUGCCAUACACUGAAUGCUAUGAUCCAGUCACAGGAGAGUGGAAGUCACUGGCUAAACUUCCUGAGUUUACCAAGUCAGAGUACGCUGUCUGUGCCCUCCGCAACGAUAUUCUGGUGUCAGGUGGUCGUAUCAACAGCAGGGAUGUGUGGAUGUACAACUCGCAGCUCAACCUCUGGAUCAGAGUGGCUUCUCUUAACAAAGGCCGCUGGAGACACAAGAUGUGUGUCCUCCUGGGCAAGGUCUAUGCCGUGGGAGGCUAUGAUGGCCAGAGCCGCCUGAGCAGUGUGGAGUGUUAUGACUCCUUCUCCAACCGCUGGACAGAGGUGGCACCAAUGAAAGAGGCAGUCAGCUCUCCUGCAGUGGCCAGCUGUGCCGGCAAGCUCUUUGUCAUUGGAGGAGGGCCCGAUGACGAAACUUGCUCAGACAAGGUUCAGUGCUAUGAUCCAGAGGAAAAUUCUUGGUUACUACGGGCCAACAUCCCCAUCGCCAAGCGCUGUAUCACGGCAGUGUCCCUCAACAACCUGAUCUAUGUGUGCGGUGGCCUCACCAAGUCUAUAUUCUGCUAUGACCCCGUAGAGGACUACUGGAUUCAUGUGGUUCAAACCUUUAACAAACAGGAGAGCUGUGGCAUGUCAGUGUGCAAUGGUAAGAUCUUCAUCCUUGGCGGCAGAGGGGAAAGUGGUGAAGCUACAGACACCAUCUUGUGUUAUGACCCAUCGUCAGGCAUCAUCACCGGAGUGGCCGCCAUGCCACGGCCAAUCUCCUACCAUGGCUGUGUCACCAUCCACCGCUACAAUGACAAGUAUCACAGGACCUGACAAUGAUUAAACACACCGACACACUUACUCUCACAUGAGAGCACAAACUAUACAACUUUAAUUCUUUGAAAUUCACGUUGUUCACGCUUACCCCAUGUACAGCACAAAUACAGUUUCAUACUUUUUCUUACAACGGGCACAUUUUAUCACCCCUUUAGUUUAUGUAAUUUUUCACAGCUUCAUGUAGCAGUUGUCGAUAUGGUGCUGUAAAAUUUUCAUUGUUGUGCACCAUACUUAUAAUAGCCCUUCUGUGAAAAUGCUUAGAGGUUGAUAAUGUUAAUGAAUUGCCUGGAUAAAGUGGAGUUAGAUCAAAAUGGCAGAUUUGUCUCGCAUUAGUAGUAACUGCACAAGGUUGGGGAGUAAUGGAUCAUGCAGGAUUAAAGAAACCUGAUCAUGAUUUAUGUUAUCAAUGUGAUUGCAGAUAUCCAGGGAAAACAUGACUAGUUGUUGAGUUCUCAACAAAACAAAUUAUGCCAGUAUGAAUACAAAUUUAACCUUGGAGAUUACUUAUUUACCUUUGGAAAACAGGUAAGAAGUAAGAUAUUGUAAUAAGAAUUUAUAAACUUACGGUUCACAUACUACCCAUAGCCAAUCAAGUCUUCUGUUUACAUCUGACCCUCGAUCUGCUGAAGAAGCCCUUCAGGUUUAAAACUCAAUUAAAAGCUAAGCUAAUGUUAGUUCAGAAUGUUUUCUCACAACACUUGUAAACAUUCUUAAAAAAAAUGAAUUCUGCUAGAGGAUGGUAAUCUUAUGAUUCAUACAGUUAACAUUUUGCCAAUAUAGCCAAACAUUUUUACUGUGAUACUGGUUACGAGCCGGUAAUAAGUUUAACAGUGAACUUCCCAACAAUGUGCUUUUAUUACUAUAAAAAGAAACCUCACCUUGAGAUCUGGGUACCUGACGAGCUAAAGCGAACACUGAUAGUGCUAAUGAACAAAAACAGUGCCUUGUAGUAACAGUUACCAAGAAUCCAUACAAAGCCCAGAGUGAUCUGCCAGCAGAAGCAAAAAUUAUGAGAGAAAGAUGCAGCCAGGUCAAACAUCUGACCUUGUGACCACUGCACUCCAUGCAGAUGUGUAGAUUCAGUAGAGCACAGCACUGGUAAAGAUUAUUAAAAAAAAGUACUGUCCUCAAUUUUUAUCUCUUUUCCGUGACACUGAAAUGGACCUGUUAAAAAUGUGGUGAACAGUCAGCCAGCUGCUCAUCAGUCGUCAUAAAUACAAGUUGCUCUUACCCAGGGUUAGGAGAAGAGAUAAAGAGUGGAGGCUGUAACAUAUAAAAAACAUAUAUUGGAACACAGCCACUAUUAGCACUGCCCACUUGUUUCCUUUUGUCUCAUACCCCUGCACUUAUCACUUAGUUUCACAUCCUGUGUGUGGUUUUUAUUUCCCGACUCCAGCUGUGUCACCAUCUCACAUUGAUAUCUACUUUUUAAGCUUUAUUUUUUAUCAUUAUUGUUAUUACACUCAUUCCUGACAUUUUUGUUUCUUUAUUUUUAACUUAUACAUAAUUUUUACUUUUUUAUAAUUGGAUGCGUGUUGUUUUGUCUGUAACUUAAGUGUGUCUAUCGACGUUCGUUGAUUGGUGGACUGGGCUUGUGAGGGGUUUUGUAGAUGUGAGAAGCCUUUGUAGAUCAAACUCAAAGACUGUUUAGAAUAAGUGGUGUGUUUGUUACAUAGGCUAAAUGUAAAGAUGGACGACAUGACGGCUCCCCAAAAAUGAAGCCAAAGCAUCUCGAUAGCCACCUGAUGGGUAGCUGCAGUAUAGGUCAUAUCCUGUCUCCUCUGUUUGGAGUGGAUGGGAUAUGGACCAAACUAAAAAGUCAAAGUGCACAUCAAAUACAUGGACAGGACGGACCCAGACUCUGGCUCAGCAUUUGUAUUCGGGAAAUUUUUGCUUCCUGUCUGGAUAGAGGGAGAAAGUGGAGAAGUGUCUUGCAUCUUUAUGUACAGUCUAUGAUUUAUUAUGCAUGUAUGUAUAUAUGUAUGGGUCUGACUUUUAUGGUUCAGUCUGGAUGUGUUGGACGUUCCAGUGUAAGCAUUACAAAGACUUACUUGUGUUAACAGAACUCUGAUGCUGGCAACUCUCACCUGUACCGUACAUGUAAUGAUGUAACUCGGGGUAACCAUAGAGACCUCCAGGUGUGUAUGUGUUGAUAUGUUUACUGGUCAUCUAAGGUGGCGUGUGUAGCAGUGCUAUACCUCACGGGGGGAAUUCAGAGUUCUGAAUGAGAAGGAUUGUCAAUUGAGUGGCUUAUGGUCAGUAAAAGUCACCUUUUUACAAGAUUUGGUGUUGAUAGAGUAGAGAUAUUGCUGUGAACAUAACUUUAUUCUUUUGGUUUCUUUGUUUAACCGGUAUUUAAAUGUGUAUCUUUCUUGGUUACAUUAUUGUCUAAAACUAAGAGCCCCAAUUGUGCACUUUGACAGAAUCCUGUUAAAUGUAGAAUAAUAUGAUAAUGAUUUCCUUUGUAUUGUUUUACUGUAUCAGUAAAUGUUCUUUGCUUUCAUGUGACGUAAGAAUCGGGGCCUGUCAGCUCCUCCUGUUGGCCACCACCUGUCAUAGCUCUAUAAAAUAACAAAACAACAAAGUUAGCUGCAAGAAAAUAAUGCCAUGGGUGAGUAAGAGUUUAAACUUUAUGGUGACAGGUCAGGGAUUUGCUUCCGUCUGUCAGUCACACUGACAAAAUACGGGGGUGUGGGGGACUUCAGCCUAAACCAUCCCUCAGGCAUUUUUUGAGAAGGUCAUCAACUGUAGCACACGCUCAAAGUAAACAUCCCCAGGCCCUCACAUCCUCCUCCGAAGAGUGACAUCCUGAGGGUUACGCAGGAGACCAACAAGAGGAGGCUAAGGGCUGAGGAAGUGGUAACGCAAAAGAGAUGGAGUUUGUGAGAGAGAAAGAGAGAGAGAGAGAGUUUAAGUGUAUGUGCGUCUGUGAUUUCACCGAGUAUUUGAUGCAGAACGUGACACUGUCCUUUAAUGUUGAUUAGUUACUGUGUUGAGACUUUCAUAAACUGUUUAUGCUUUUGGAUAAGAUUGUGUUAAUGUUUCUUGAUUUAUGUGGUGAAUUCUGGGUCUGUGUGUUGCCAUGAUAUUUUAAGUCCCACACACUAACGGCAUGCCUUACGUGAAACUCUGAAGAGCAGAGUUUUAAAAGCGAUAGAUGCAGAUUUAAGACAAAAUGGAUUUGAUGAAAUCCCAAAGAUGACUUUGUUGAAAAAUGUGCGACCAUGCCAGUUGGUGGCGUUAACCUGUUAACUGCAUAAUGCUGCCCUAUGUGCCUUAUAAUUAAAACAAAUGUGGGGAAUUCAAUCAGAUAAUUUUGGUAUAAACUUUUACUAUCACGUUUUCCUCAGACGCUCUUUGUCUAACUGUGGGAAAGCUUUGAUUUUUAUAUUCUGCAGUAUGUUAAAAUGUAAUGUUUGAGUUGUGUAAGAGAAACAUCAAUAAAGUUUUUCUGUCUU
This is a messenger RNA of Paralichthys olivaceus (Japanese flounder), 5588 nucleotides long. RefSeq names its product kelch-like family member 24a (gene klhl24a). Gene Ontology annotation, molecular function: protein binding. NCBI's taxonomy places the organism in Eukaryota, Metazoa, Chordata, Actinopteri, Pleuronectiformes, Paralichthyidae. The record is from RefSeq and is a predicted model, not a curated record.